AAGCGGUGGCGCGGAAGGAGCUACGCGUGGAGCUUGCGGCUAGGCCUUCCGCUGCUGCGGCUUCUCGGCGGUGGUCUUUCUUCAGCAGUGCGUACUUUUAGCGCUGCCAUGGACCUCGCAGCGGCUGCGGAGCCCGGUGCGGGAAGCCAGCACCCGGAGGUGCGCGAUGAGGUGGCCGAGAAAUGUCAGAAGCUGUUCCUAGACUUCCUGGAAGAGUUCCAGGGUAGCGAUGGAGAAAUUAAAUACUUGCAGUUCGCAGAGGAGCUGAUUCGUCCUGAGAGAAACACACUGGUUGUGAGUUUUGCAGACCUGGAACAAUUUAACCAACAACUUUCUACCACCAUUCAGGAAGAGUUCUACAGAGUCUACCCUUACCUGUGUCGAGCCUUGAAGACCUUUGUCAAAGACCGAAAGGAGAUCCCUUUUGCUAAGGAUUUUUAUGUUGCGUUCCAAGACCUACCCACUAGACACAAGAUUCGUGAGCUCACUUCCUCCAGGAUCGGGCUACUCACUCGCAUCAGUGGGCAGGUGGUGCGCACUCACCCAGUGCACCCCGAGCUUGUGAGUGGGACUUUCCUGUGCCUCGACUGCCAAACAGUGAUCAAGGACGUAGAGCAGCAGUUCAAAUACACACAGCCGAGCAUCUGCCGCAAUCCAGUAUGCGCCAACAGGAAGAGGUUCCUUCUAGACACCAAUAAAUCGAGAUUCGUUGAUUUUCAAAAGGUUCGUAUUCAAGAGACUCAAGCGGAGCUUCCCCGGGGAAGCAUCCCCCGGAGUUUGGAGGUUGUCCUGAGGGCCGAAGCCGUGGAGUCAGCCCAGGCUGGUGACAGGUGUGACUUCACGGGGACGCUGAUUGUUGUGCCGGACGUCUCCAAGCUUAGCACACCAGGAGCACGUGCGGAGACCAACUCCCGAGUCAGUGGCGCUGACGGGUAUGAGACAGAAGGCAUCCGAGGGCUCCGAGCCCUGGGUGUCAGAGACCUGUCAUACAGGCUGGUCUUCCUUGCCUGCUAUGUUGCACCAACCAACCCACGAUUUGGAGGGAAAGAACUCAGAGAUGAGGAGCAGACAGCUGAGAGCAUUAAGAACCAAAUGACGGUGAAGGAAUGGGAAAAGGUGUUUGAAAUGAGUCAGGACAAAAACCUGUACCACAAUCUCUGCACUAGCCUCUUCCCUACGAUCCACGGCAAUGAUGAAGUAAAACGUGGCGUCUUGCUGAUGCUGUUCGGUGGCGUUCCCAAGACAACAGGGGAAGGAACCUCUCUUCGUGGGGAUAUAAAUGUUUGCAUUGUUGGGGAUCCAAGUACAGCUAAGAGCCAGUUUCUCAAGCAUGUGGAUGAGUUCAGUCCCAGAGCUGUGUAUACCAGUGGCAAGGCCUCCAGUGCUGCCGGCUUGACAGCAGCUGUGGUGAGAGAUGAGGAAUCUCACGAGUUUGUCAUCGAGGCUGGAGCGUUGAUGCUGGCUGAUAACGGUGUCUGUUGCAUUGAUGAGUUUGAUAAGAUGGACAUGCGGGACCAAGUUGCUAUUCACGAAGCUAUGGAGCAGCAGACCAUAUCUAUCACUAAAGCCGGAGUGAAGGCAACUCUGAAUGCCAGGACAUCCAUUUUAGCUGCAGCAAACCCUGUCAGCGGACACUACGACAGGUCAAAAUCUCUGAAACAGAACAUCAAUCUGUCAGCGCCCAUCAUGUCCCGCUUUGACCUCUUCUUCAUUUUGGUGGAUGAGUGCAAUGAGGUGACAGAUUAUGCUAUUGCCAGGCGCAUAGUAGACUUGCAUUCGAGGAUCGAAGAAUCGAUAGACCGGGUUUAUUCCCUUGAUGAUAUAAGAAGGUAUCUUCUCUUCGCCCGACAGUUUAAGCCCAAGAUUUCCAAAGAGUCAGAGGACUUCAUUGUGGAGCAGUACAAACGCCUCCGCCAGAGGGAUGGCUCUGGGAUCACCAAGUCGUCGUGGAGAAUCACUGUGAGACAGCUUGAGAGCAUGAUCCGACUCUCAGAAUCGAUGGCCCGCAUGCACUGCUGUGAUGAGGUCCAGCCUAAACAUGUGAAGGAAGCUUUUCGAUUACUGAAUAAAUCGAUCAUCCGUGUAGAAACGCCUGACGUCAAUCUAGAUCAAGAGGAAGAGAUCCAGAUGGAGACGGAUGAGGGACCAGGAGGCAUCAAUGGUCAUGCUGACAGCCCUGCCCCUGUGAACGGGUUCAAUGGCUCUGGUGAAGAUGCCAGUCAGGAGACCGUUCCCAAGCCCUCCCUUAGGCUGGGCUUUGCUGAAUACUGCCGAAUCUCUAACCUCAUCGUGCUUCACCUCAGGAAAAUGGAAGAAGAGGAGGAUGAGUCAGCCCUAAAGAGGAGCGAGCUGGUCAACUGGUACCUGAAGGAAAUCGAGUCGGAAAUCGACUCUGAAGAAGAGCUCAUAAAUAAGAAGAGGAUCAUAGAGAAGGUUGUUCAUCGUCUCACACACUACGAUCACGUUCUGAUUGAGCUCACCCAGGCUGGACUGAAAGGCUCCAGUGAAGGAAGCGAGAGCUAUGAGGAAGAUCCUUACCUGGUAGUCAACCCGAACUACUUGCUUGAAGAUUGAGAUAUAGAAGGUGACUUACGGCCAGGAACCGGGGGUGGCCUACCUUAGCCGGGACCUGGGCAGCACUGAGACCGUUUCUGGAGCGAUGCUUGGGGACAGUUGAGAAGAGACAGCUGAGUUCAUGGCCGUGGAUUUCAUGCUGGCACAUGCGUGGGCACUUUGUGCUUGUCCUGUUGAAGUUGGAUCCCAAUCAUGUUUUCUGAAAGACUUUUUAUUUCAUGUGUAGGAAAAGCCUGCUGCAUUUGUCAUACAUGUGACUGCGGGAAUUGCUUUUUCCUGUUUCCAGCCACUGCUUUUACUCGUGAAAAUAAAGCAAUUGUUCUGUGGUUGUCUGUUGGA
This is a messenger RNA of Rattus norvegicus (Norway rat), 2913 nucleotides long. It is a transcript of the gene Mcm6, whose product is annotated as minichromosome maintenance complex component 6. Gene Ontology annotation, cellular component: chromosome; nucleus; protein-containing complex. Gene Ontology annotation, biological process: DNA replication. The coding region runs from base 109 to 2574 and encodes 821 amino acids. The record is from RefSeq and is marked validated. Lineage: Eukaryota; Metazoa; Chordata; Mammalia; Rodentia; Muridae. The transcript is spliced from 17 exons. Gene Ontology annotation, molecular function: ATP hydrolysis activity; DNA helicase activity; ATP binding.